Sardina pilchardus (European sardine) is the source of this 6131-nucleotide messenger RNA. RefSeq names its product fibronectin type III domain containing 3Bb (gene fndc3bb). Gene Ontology annotation, molecular function: protein binding. NCBI's taxonomy places the organism in Eukaryota, Metazoa, Chordata, Actinopteri, Clupeiformes, Clupeidae. The coding region runs from base 152 to 3943 and encodes 1263 amino acids. The record is from RefSeq and is a predicted model, not a curated record. The transcript is spliced from 26 exons.
GGCGGAAUCCCACACUGGCUUGGACCGUGGUAGACGCUGCAGUCUGGGAAUGGCUACAUUGUGAUUCUAGAUUGGGGAAAAGUGGAUACACACCUCGAUCGUCAAAGAUUUUGUAAUUCAAAGAAAGGCGGUCCUGGAGAGGUCUCCAUGAAUGUACGUCACAAUGAUGAUGACGGACCAGAUGCUGGACCUUCCGCCGCCACUGCUGAACGGCGAGGUUUCUGUCAUGCACCCCAUGAUGAACGGGGACACGUCGCAGCAGGUGAUCGUGGUCCAGGUGAACCCAGGCGAGACGUUCACCAUCCGGGCAGAGGAUGGAAGCCUGCAGUGCAUACAAGGGCCAGCUGAAGUUCCCAUGAUGUCACCCAAUGGCUCCAUCCCACCAAUCCACGUGCCCCCAGGCUACAUCUCCCAGGUCCUGGAGGACAACACCGGGGUGCGACGUGUGGUGGUGACCCCCCACUCGGAGUGCUACCCCCCGAGCUACUCCCCGGCGCUCUCCCCCACCCACCACAUGCCCCCUCCCUACAUGGCGCACCCCCACUUCAUCCCCGCCUCCCACACGGCCUACUACCCCCCAGCCAGCCCGGGGGACGUGCCCCCCCACCAGUACUACCAGCACCGGCUGCCCCGCCUCUACGCGGACGACAUCAUCCACAACAUCCACUACAACAUGACCUCCUACAUCAGCCGAGGGGAGGAGGCCUACUGCAAGCCGCUGCCCAAGAAGCCCAAGGGCCCGUCGGAGCGCCCCGGCGGCGGCCUCAACCGGGUCAACAGCCCGCCCUCCUCCACCGCCUACAAGAGCGGCUCGGGCUGCGGCGCCACCGCCAACGGCUACCCCAAGAGCCACGGCGGAGCGGGCAGCACGGGCGGCGGCAGUGGAGGAGGAGGAGGAGGAGGAGGAGGAGGAGGAAGCCCAGGGAACAAGCGUCCAGAGCGCAGGUCCAGGGGGAGCCCCAAGAGUACGGACGCAGAACAGCAGCAGCAGCAGCAGCAGGAUCAUAAUGUAGAGGGCCGAAGAGUCCAAGAUAUGCUCUCAGGAAUGGACAAACCACAGGUGUCUAAGGUGCAGUCUCGCUCAGCACUGGUGUCCUGGGCCCCGGUGACGGUUGCUAGUGGGCAGGGUGACGCUGCCUCCUCCUGUAGCUACGAGCUCAUGCUGACCGAUAAGGGCAUCGACGGGAAGUACCGUGUGGUCUACAGUGGGGAAGAGCUCGAGUACAACCUCACAGACCUGCGGCCGGCCACAGACUACCACGUCCGUGUAAGCACGGUGUCUGACUCUGUGAGGGGUCCGCGUUCCGAGGCGGGGACAUUCACCACCCACUGCGGCCCACCGGACACCCCCCUCCCCCCCAGACUCUCCCAUCGCUCCAGGAGUUCACUCACCCUCCAGUGGAAGCCUCCAAUAGACAACGGGUCAAGGAUCACCAGCUACAUAUUAGAAUGGGAUGAGGGCAAAAAGAACGGCACGUUCCGAGAGUGCUACUACGGCAACCAGAGGCACUUUAAAGUUACACGGCUCUGCCCAGCCACAGGCUACACAUUUCGGGUGGCGGCACUGAAUGACAUUGGGACCAGCGGCUACAGCCCGGAGGUGGCCUUCCAGACGACGGGCAGCCAGCCUCAGCUGCCCCCGGCCCCGCAGCUCCAGAGGGCCGGCAGCGGCUGCCUGACGCUGGAGUGGGUGCGCCCCGGAGGCUGCGGCCCCGACGAGCCCGUCACCUACGUCCUGGAGCUCCAGGAGGACAGCCAGGGACCAGAGUUUCACUCCAGGUACAACGGUACGGACGUCAGUUGCAGAGUGGACGGCCUCAAGCGGAGCACCCAGUAUAGCUUCAGGCUCACCGCCUGCAGUGCAGAGUGGCGGAUCGGCCCGAGCGCGCUGCUGGUGUGCAAGACCACCCCGGAACAGCCGGGACCGCCGACCGACCUCGCCGUCAGGGACGUCACUUCGCACGGCUUCUGUGCUUUAUGGCAACCUCCAGAAGAUGACGGCGGCUCAGAGGUUCUGAUGUAUAUCCUGGAGCUCCUGGAGGAAGAGACUCAAGAGGUUCAGUGGGAGGAGGUGUAUAAAGGCCCUGCCCUGGAGCGGGUGUGUGAGGGCCUGAGGCCGACCACCUGCUACUCGUUGAGGGUCCACUGCCUCAGUGCCGGAGGCCAGAGCCAGCACUCUCAAAGCCUGUCUGUCCGGAGCCUGGGCCUUCCGCCGGCCGCCUGCCAACCGCCCAGAGUCAUGGGAAAUGUCAAGCACAAGGAGGUCCACUUAGAAUGGGAUCGACCUGUGUGCGAGGGCGCCGGCGAAGCGGUCGAGUUCACCGUGGAGAUGUGUGCCGUAGAGAGUCCCGCCGAGCAGGAGACGGAGACACAGCAGCAGCAGGAGGAGGAGGAGGAGGACCAGCCGCAGGAGCAGCAGGAGCAGCAGCAGGAGCAGCAGGCUGGCGCCCUGUGCCAAGCCCAGCCGGUGGAGGUGUACCACGGAGGGGCCACCGAGUGCACCGUGGGCAGCCUGCUCCCCGGUGCCACCUACACGUUCCGCGUUCACGCUGCCAACGACGGCGGGGCGGGGCCCUACUCCGAGGCCCUCACGGUCACCACGGCAGCAGGACCCCCGGGUCAGUGCGGUGAGCCCCACGUGACCAUGACGUCUCACACCAGCGCAGCGGUCAGCUGGGAGAGCUGCGAGAGCUCCGGCGCCGACGUCUCCGAGUACUGGCUGGCCUGGGGCCGGGACCUGGACUCUCUGCAGGUGGUCUACCGCGGCGUGGACACGUCCUGCGAGAUCUCCGACCUGGAGGCGUCCACGGAGUACUGCUGCAGGUUACAGGCAGCCAACCAGGAUGGGGCGGGCCCCCAUAGCGAGCUGGUCACCUGCCGGACCCCCGCAGCCGCCCCCAGCGUCGUCCCCUCCCUUCUCCUCCAGGAGCCCCCGGCCUCGGACGCCGACCUCCACCCCCCCUCCACCUGCCUGCCCCUGGCCUGGGAGGAGCCCUCCUGCAACGGGGCGGAGAUCACCUCCUACUCCGUCGUCAUGGGAGACCGGGCGUUUACCGUCGGCAACGUGACGUGCUACGUGGUGACGGGCCUGCAGCCGAACACCGAAUACAGCGUCCAAGUCCAGGCUGAGAACGAGAUCGGCGCCGGUCCACUCUGCGAGCCCCUGCUGGUGCGGACCCGACCGCUGCCCCCGGCGCCGCCCCGUCUGGAGUGCGCCGCCGUGGGGCCCCAGAGCCUGAAGCUGCGCUGGGGGGACAGCAGCCGGGCCCCGAGCAGCGAGGACGUCACAUACACCCUGCAGAUGGAGGACAAGAACCAGAGGUUCGUGGCCAUCUACCGCGGGCCGAGCCACACGUUCCGCGUGCAGCGGCUGAGCGAGUCGAGCCGCUACAGCUUCCGGAUCCAGGCGGUCAGCGAGGCGGGGGAGGGGCCCUUCUCCGAGACCCUCGUCCUGAGCACGUCCAAGUCUGUGCCUCCAACACUCAAAGCCCCAAGAGUGUCCCAGCUGGAAGGCAAUGCCUGUGAGGUCACAUGGGAGGCCGUGCCCCCCAUGCGAGGAGACCGCAUCACCUACACACUUCAGGUCCUGGGCGGCCGAGACUCCGAGUUCAAGCAGGUGUUCAAGGGCGAGGAGACGUGCUUCCAGCUCUUCAGCCUGCAGUGGAACACGGACUACCGCCUCCGCGUGUGCGCCAGCCGCCACUGUCCGGACACGGCGCAGGAGCUGAGCGGCGCCCUCAGCCCGUCGGCCCACUUCACGCCGCGCCGCCUCGAGCCCGCGCUGGCCUCCGAUGCCGCCGCCGCCGCCGCCGCCACCCCGCCGGCCGUCAAGGCCUUCGGGGUGACCUCCACGGACGGACAGUUUGCCACCCUCAUCGUGGUGGGCCUGUCCUCGCUCUCCUUCCUCCUGGCCUUCCUCCUGCAGCUCUUCCUCAUGGAGUAGAGCUGUCCAACCAUUGGGUGAUGUAAAGGGAAAACAAAACGAAACAAAACAAAACAAACGUGAAAUUAUGGGAUGAAAAGAAAGAGAGGAUGGAAACUUGAGGGAUGUUUCUUUAUAUAUAAGAGGACACACCGAUCCUCACAUUAUAGAUUUAUAUAUAAAUAUAUAUAUAUAAUAUUUGGGAUAUUUUUAAAAGUCCAGUUCUUUUUUUUCCCUGUUAUAGUCUCCUAUACAAUUCCAUUGUCUGUACUGUACGUCACAUUCCAUUUUUUUCUGUGUUUUAGCCCUUGUAUCUGUCUGUAAGUUGUUUUUAUAUGUCUGAGGAGUGGGAUUGUAGUGCGUCUUUGUUGCGCCAGUUUUGAAACCACAAUCCUUCAAAAAAAAGGUUUUGCAAAAGUAUUUUUAUACUUUUUUUUAAUGGUUUUUAGGUCCAUGACUGAAACACAAAUUGUUCUAUUUUCUACAUCGAAAAAUUGAUGUUUGGUCCUAUUUUUCCUCUAAGCUUGUUCUCUAAGUGUAUUUAUAUAUUUGUACUGUUAUAUUGUCUAUGUUACAGCUUUAACAUUUGAUGGCCGAAGGGAUUAUCCCUCCUUUUGGGUAAGAUUGGACCCGGGGCCUUUGGUGUGCUGCAGUGCUUGGUUUGAAUGAAACCAGUCCUCUGCGUAUCCUCCAUCUAAGCUACCUGUUAGGUGGGGGCUUAUGAUACCAGCUGCCCAAGUAUAGUCAGCUGACAACAUGAAAUAAAUUCCCAGAGAGCAAUGUAGAUGAGAAAUAUCAACCAACCAACCAUCGUAAACCAACCCACGCCUUGUUUGACCUGUGAUAAAAUAUUGCAUUUCAAAUGUAUAAAAAAAGGGAAACUGUCCUUGAGCCCAGAGCCUAAUCAUCAUCGUCGUCAUCAUCAUCAGCGUUGAUCAAUCCCAAAGAGUUUCACCGAGCAGACCCCUUAGUGAUGGCACGAAGCCUGGAAUGUACCUCAGGGACUUGUGUUCGAAGGGGCGACCGACAGCCUCGCGUUCCAGGGUGGCAGUGUCCAGCCCCGUGCCCUAUUCUUAUCCUUCCUAGUCAUUUCACCGGCGUGUUUCUGUCGCUUCUUUUGUCUUCAGUCAUUUCAGCCUUACCGCUCCGCUCUGCUGCCUGAUCUUCUCGUAGCCUUACGCAGAGAGUAUAGCCCGAGACUACAGUACACCCUCUUAAAGUUUACUAGCUCAGUCAUACCUUAACCAAAGUUAAUGAGCAAUUUUGUUAGGGUUUUAUUUAUGCUAUAUAUUGCAUACCGUACUUUAUAAUGCAAAUCACAGUGCAAUCUUCAUUUAUUUAUUUCUUUAAAAAAAAAAAAUCAAAAGAACCGUCAUACAUAUUUUCUCAUGUAGCAUGUCAUAUAUUUUACCUUUUUUUUGUAAUGAUUUCAUUUUACAUAUAUUUUAUAUUUUUCAAAUAGAAAAUGGCAUUCCUAACAUUUUUAAUCUUGUUCAUGUUUCAGACCUGUCAUUGAUGUUUUGAUUCCUUUUUUUUAUAAUGCACAUCUGUCCAGAUAAUGAAGUGAAUAGGUGCUGUUUGCAAAUGAUGCACACCCAUCCUUGUUGCUGAGACCCACACACAUGGCAUUAUGAUGUUAAUCAAAAAGUGACGUGUGGAGAGCCAUAACAAUACACUCAGCUUGAACUGAUCACACGUUCCUGGAGUUCUGAUUCUUUUUUUUCCUGUCCCCUCCUGUCCACUUUUGUGACAACGAGUUGUUAGUCUUGACAAAUGAUCUGUGAAAGAGCAAUGUUGUCUUAACCCAGACUUAAUCCCAGCACACUGACCUUUUUCUAUUGGCGUCAAUCAGUUUUGUAUUAUAAGAACGUUUUCUUGAAUUUUAAUAUUGACACUUGAAGAUUUGUUUAUCUUUCCUUGAAGAUGUCUUGAAAAUGUUACCCCUAAAAGAUGUUUUUUUUAUGUUAACUUGAGCUUAAAAGAAAAUUCAUUCCAUAUUGCCAUUAUUUCUAACUAUAAUCAAUUGAUUUUUUUAGAGUUCAUCAAUAAUUGUACAUUGUAAUCAUAGACAUCAUAUAAAAUACUACCAUAUCAACUUUAAUGUAUAGAUUUUGAAAAUACUACCCUUUGUAUUUAAGAUGAUUAUGUAUCUGUAGCAUAUAUGUAAUAUAUUUAUGCACAAUAAAUGUUUAAUUUUUUUUCUCUCGGA